AUGGAAGAAAGAUCUCUCACUUUCCUCAGUCCCAGCGAGCCGCCAGGGCCAGCGCGAACCCUGAGGACCAGAAGACUUCGAGGGCGGGAGUACCACGAGGGACCUGCCGCUUUCCACAGGCACCUCUACGGCGGUCUGGGAGCACGGCUGCGCGCGCACCGAACGUCGCCACCUUCCCGCCCCCACGCGCUCCCCGCACUGCCCCCAGCACGUUCUGUCCCACGCGGUGAGAGCCGCGAUUGGCUCGUCACGCUGCCGGUCACGCUCGAGCGCCCCGCCUCCCUCCCGCUUCUCCCUCCGGCUCGGCCGCCUCUCCCGCCCUUUACAAAUCGGCGGCAGGGCCGCCUCCCCCUAGGCCGGUUCGAAGCGUGGGAGCGCGCCGGGAGCGAGCGGCAGCGGGGCGCGGGCGGGCGGGAGGCGGGGGCGGGGAGCCACACACCCCAGAAGCCAUCUCCGCCGAGGACAAGAUGGCGGUGUUGGCGGAGGGCCAAGUGUGAGGCGGAGCCGCAGCCAUUCCCCCGGCAGUGCCCACCCCCCGCGCCGGCCCGGCCUGGCCGCAGCGACACCACCGCUCGGCCCGGGCCCGGCCCCAUCGCGGGCCAGCGGGCGAGGCCUCGGCGGGAACGAGCAGCGGACGCCCAGCCCAGCAGCCCAGGCGCGGGCCGGCCCACUAUGCAAAGCGGCGGCGGCCGCCGCCCGCCCGUCCGUCCGCCCGCCCCGUGGCAAAGAUCUUUUGAUUGAAAAUGGCAUACAUUGAAGAAAAAGUCAACUGUGUUCUCUGGUUAGCUGAACUCAAGUCCACAACAGCAGUAAGAAGAAAAUUUGCCUCUCAUUAUAAGAGGGAAGCUCCCCACAGAAAUUUAAUUAACAACUGGAUGAAAAAAUUCAAGGAAACCGGCUCAAUUCUUGAUAAGCCAAGAUCUGGGAGACGCAGAGCAAGUGAAGAGACUGUGGCUGAAAUUGAAAGGGCAUUUGAACAGAAUCCCCAAAAAUCAGUGCGCCGGGUAUCUGCCGAAUUAAACAUUCCAAAGACAACUGUGCACAGGAUAUUGACUGUGAAGCUACAUAAGUAUGCUUACAAGGUUACAACUAUACAGAUGCUGCAAGAAGAGGAUUACUAUGCAAGGUUAGACUUUUGUCAAGUGAUGAAAUCAAAAAUUGAAAAUUCUAGUGACCUUCUGGACAAAUUGACCUUUUCUGAUACAGCCGCUUUUCACAUAAGUGGCAUAGUUAACCGUCAUAAUUGUCGUAUUUGGGGUACAGAAAAGCCUCAGGAAGUCUGGCAGCAUGAGACAGAUUCUCCCAAAGUUAAUGUUUGGUGUGCCAUCAGGAAGGCAUGCAUUAUUGGCCCUUUCUUUUUUGAAGAGUCUGCAGUUAGUGGUGAAUCUUAUUUAGCAAUGCUUCAGAAUUUUUUCAUUCCUGAGCUACAGAGAUUACAUCUGUUAAAUAGCACCAUCUUCCAACAUGAUGGACCACCUUGUUACCAUACAUUGCCUGUGCAACAGUUUCUGGAUGACACGUUCCCAGAUCAGUGGAUUGGUAGAGGAGGUCCUCUUGCUUGGCCACCUCAAUCACCAGACUUGUCUCCAUUAGACUUUUUCUUGUGGGGUUAUGUCAAAACUGUUGUGUAUGCAUCAAAACCUUGUUCUUUGGAUGAUCUUAAGGCAAGGAUUACAAAUGCAAUUCUCUCAGUCACUGAGCAGCAGCUGAUGAAAGUUUUCACAAAGUUUGAAAAUCGAUUGGAGCAAUGUAUUGCGCAAGAUGGUGGUUAUAUUGAAUUUUAAUAAGCAUCAAUAUUUUAAUGUUGUAAAUACAUUUUCAAAUGUUUUUUUGUAAGUAUGUGGCAUGUAUAUUUCUGAAGCUAUUAAAGCUUGGAACAGCACUAAGGUUUCUGGGACAACCUUGUAUAAUACCUCUUUUGCAUGAUGAUUCAUCCUGUACUUCCUGGCUGUAUCAAUGAACUCAUUACACUUAUCUAUUUUAACCUCCCUUUUAUCUUAGGUCUUCCCACCUGUGACAAAGAAAAUAGACUAAUCCUUUCCUUUAAAACUUUAAAAAUAUUUGAAGACCCCUAUCAUGCAUUCAUAAUUUAUUUUUAUUAUGUAACUUUGUGUUAAAUUGGCUUUUCAACAGCCUAAGCAAUGAAAUAUAUUCAUGUGUACUGUUUAUACAUUUUAAUUAGGUAAAAACUAAAGCAUGCUUCAUUUUGAUUUGGGUACUUAAAUAGGUAGAAGCUCAGGCUUCUGUGUGGAGCUGGUUUGCAUAUGUGUAUAUACCAUUAAUAUGUAGAUGUAAUUGUAGCCUUUCUGUUUGUUUACACAAUAAACCUUAAGAAAUUUGUGUUAACCAA
Messenger RNA from Antechinus flavipes (yellow-footed antechinus), 2350 nucleotides. RefSeq names its product basic proline-rich protein-like. The record is from RefSeq and is a predicted model, not a curated record. NCBI's taxonomy places the organism in Eukaryota, Metazoa, Chordata, Mammalia, Dasyuromorphia, Dasyuridae. The transcript has 4 exons. The coding region runs from base 1 to 741 and encodes 246 amino acids.